Messenger RNA from Closterium sp. NIES-65, 2017 nucleotides. The record is from the annotation of a GenBank genome assembly. Lineage: Eukaryota; Viridiplantae; Streptophyta; Zygnematophyceae; Desmidiales; Closteriaceae.
GCUGCCAGCGAAGCUCGACCGAAGCCAGAUCUCAGUCCGAGCCAGCUCAAACUCCCCCAAGCCUACCAUGGCCGCCACUGCCACCGCGACCAAGGCGCUCAUCAGCGAAUCUGCUGCAUGGAGCGACCUCAAGGCGCACAAGGAGGCGAUCGACCAGACCCACCUGCGGGAUCUGCUCAAGGACGAGGCUCGCUGCGCUACCAUGAUCAAGGAGUACGACGGCAUCCUGGUUGAUUUCUCCAGGCAGAGGGCCACCACUGAGACCCUCCCAAAGCUGCUGGCUCUUGCCGAGGAGGCGAAGCUGAAGGAGAAGAUCGAUGCCAUGUUCAACGGCGAGCACAUCAACUCCACGGAAAACCGCGCUGUCCUGCAUGUGGCACUCCGCGCUCCCCGUGACGCUACCAUCAAUGUGGACGGCAAGAACGUGGUCCCUGGUGUGUGGGAGGUGCUGGACAAGAUCAAGGCGUUCACAGACACUGUUCGGUCCGGCAAAUGGCUAGGCGCCACUGGCAAGCCUCUGACUGACGUGGUCGCCAUUGGCAUCGGAGGAAGCUUCCUGGGUCCUCUCUUUGUCCACACAGCUCUUCAAACAGACCCGAGCUCUGCCAAGGCAGCAGACGGCCGCAGCUUGCGAUUCCUCUCUAACGUUGACCCUAUUGAUGUCGCAACCGCCCUCCACGGCCUCGACCAGGAAACCACCCUCGUGGUGGUGGUGUCUAAGACGUUCACCACAGCAGAGACCAUGCUCAACGCACGCACAGUGCGCACAUGGAUCACAUCGGCCCUGGGCGAGGACGCAGUGGCAAAGCACAUGGUAGCAGUCAGCACAAACCUCAAGCUCGUUAAGGAGUUUGGCAUCGACCCUGCUAACGCCUUUGCCUUCUGGGACUGGGUUGGCGGCCGCUACAGUGUUACCAGCGCUGUUGGUGUGCUGCCCCUCGCCCUGCAGUAUGGCUUCGAGCACGUGCACAAAUUCCUCAAGGGCGCAUGGAGCGUUGACACUCACUUCCACACUGCUCCCUUCGAGUCAAACCUCCCUGUGCUUCUGGGCCUCAUCAGCAUCUGGAACGUUUCUUUCUUCGGCAACCCUGCCCGGGCCAUUCUUCCCUACUGCCAAGCUCUUCAGAAGCUGGCUCCUCACAUUCAGCAAGUGAGCAUGGAGAGCAACGGCAAGGGCGUGUCCAUCGACGGGGAGGUGCUGCCUUACGAGUGUGGGGAGAUUGACUUUGGCGAGCCAGGCACCAACGGUCAGCACUCCUUCUAUCAGCUCAUUCACCAGGGGCGCGUGGUCCCGUGCGACUUCAUCGGCAUCAUCAAGAGCCAGCAGUCCGUGUACCUGAAGGGCGAGAUCGUGAGCAACCAUGAUGAGCUCAUGUGCAACUUCUUCGCUCAGGCUGAUGCCCUGGCCUACGGCAAGACCGGAGAGGAGUUGAAGGCUGAAGGAGUGCCGGACCACCUCAUUCCGCACAAGACCUUCACUGGCAACAGGCCUUCUCUCAGCAUCCUCCUGCCAUCGCUCACACCCUACACAGUGGGACAGCUCCUAUCACUGUACGAGAACAGGGUGGCGGUGCAGGGCUUCGUGUGGGGCAUCAACUCGUUCGACCAAUGGGGCGUGGAGCUCGGCAAGGUGCUGGCCUCGCGAGUGCGCACUCAGAUGAACGCCUGCCGCACCAAGGGCCAGACGAUCGAGGGCUUCAACUACAGCACCACCAUGCUGCUCAACCGCUAUCUGGAGGGCAAGACUCAGCUGCUGUACCCCGAGCCAUACACCGUCUUCCCCCAAGGACUUGCUGACUGGGGAGGGGGUGAUGAAGCCCCUCAUUCCCCUAAACCUUUCCACGACCCUUGUCCCUCUUGUCUUGAACUCUUUUCCCCUCCCCUCCAACACCCCCCCUUCCCCGCCUUGCAGGGCAAGACUCAGCUGCUGUACCCCGAGCCAUACAAUGUCUUUCCCAAGGACUUGCUGACUGGGGAGGGGGUGAAGAAGCCUGUCACCCCUCCUUCAUCCCCUUAA